Athalia rosae (coleseed sawfly) is the source of this 1774-nucleotide messenger RNA. RefSeq names its product glutathione S-transferase C-terminal domain-containing protein homolog (gene Gstcd). The transcript has a single exon. The record is from RefSeq and is a predicted model, not a curated record. Bases 1 to 1752 code for a protein of 583 amino acids. NCBI's taxonomy places the organism in Eukaryota, Metazoa, Arthropoda, Insecta, Hymenoptera, Athaliidae.
AUGAGUACCGAUUACCUCUACCUCAGGGCAAAGUCCAUUGAUGAUGACAAUCUCUGUUUGGCUCCAAUAGAAACUCUGAUAACAUUGUUUACUAUACAAUACUGUGAAUCGGAGGUGAAUAUAAAUUUAGUCUUGGAUGAAGAGGAGCCUGACGAGCUGUCACAUGCGGUCGACCUUUCUUGGUUCAACUAUAGGAUUUUAAACUCUUUAAACGAUGUACCAUAUCAUACCAGUGGCUGCAAAUUUCCCACCAUAGUUGUAAAUGAGAUAACAUACGUCGCUGGUCUUUGCGCAACCUUGAGGCAAAUAGUGAAAACAAAAAGCAUUGAUUUUCCACACUACAGCAGGUCGCUACUGGGCUUUAAAGAUGCGUGUCUGUUAUCGUGUUCGGAAUCAAGCGUCUGGACAAGAUUCUGUGAGGUUGACUUGAUCUCAAGUUUGAAAUCACCGUUGCUAUGGUCCCUGAAAGGGGAUACAAGCAGUCUUGAAAUACCUGCAAGCAUUGCCAGGUUUGAGUACCAAAUGUCACAGCCUCUACGACUCCAUAAUUUAUACAAGUAUACCAUGUCAAAAAAAUUCGCAGUUGGUGGUAUACCGACCAAUGACAGAAGCAAGUUACUAGAACAUGUUUACGCAGAAGGUCCUUACAUGACCCUUGCAGACUUAAUUAUAUUCGUGUGUGUUCAUGUUUUCUUUGGUCCAGAGACUCAUAGUCAGAACUUGUUGCAGGUUAUACCCUUAAUCACAAAAUGGUACCUUAAAAUUAAAGAAAGUGACGCGAUUUUAGAGAGUCUGAAAUGUUUCAGAUUUUUGAAUAAAUGGAGAAUUGAAAGUGGUCCAGUUACUGGUUACAUUCUUCCGGACGUUGAGCACCAGAGUCUUUAUAACAGUGACCCCAAAAGAUACAAGCCUCGUAAUCGAAUUUACACCAGACAAAUGGACACUGAUAAAUCUUUAAAGUUGAUCGAGGAACUGAAGGUUGAUAUUUGUUUGGACUCCAAGCCUUUUGGUUACAAAAUAGAAUUAGACUGGAAUAAAAUUCCUCUCGAAGCAACUCCGGUAGGAGGAGCUUUACCAGAAAAUCGUGCAAAGCGAAAAUUUGAACAACUGAAAAAUUUAUGUCGCCCAGUAAUCGCCAUAGCUAAACCUGCAGAUGUAAUUGUAGAUUUUUGUUCAGGUGGAGGCCACCUUGGAAUAUUAAUCGCCUAUUUAUUGCCAAAGUGCAAAGUCAUUCUUCUAGAAAACAAAGAAGAAAGUUUGAACCGGGCAAAGGAACGUGUGAAAAAACUCAAACUAUCGAACGUCAAGUUUUAUCAAUGUAAUUUAGACUAUUUCAAAGGUCAUUUUGACAUUGGAGUGUCUCUACAUGCAUGCGGCGUAGCGACUGAUUUAGUUAUCCGUCAGUGUUUGAAACAAAAUGCAAUAUUUAUCUGCUGCCCUUGUUGUUACGGCAGCGUCCACGACUGUCACCACAUAACAUACCCACGUAGUGAGAUAUUUAGAAAAAAAAUCGAUACCAGAACGUACCUUGUUCUCGGUCACUCAGCUGAUCAAACACACGACACGAAAAACCCUAAAACCGAACAGGGUUACAAAUGCAUGUCUGUUAUAGAUACAGACAGAAAGCUGCAAGCUGAGGAAUUCGGGUACGUAGUUAGGAUCGGUAAACUCGAGCCUGAUAAUUGUACGCCUAAAAAUCAUUUACUUGUCGGUGUUCCAAACGCAUCGAAGAAUCUUUUGUUACUGAAUUGAAUAAAUAGAAAAUUAUUACAUA